Molecule: messenger RNA, 1297 nt
Organism: Gastrolobium bilobum
Lineage: Eukaryota; Viridiplantae; Streptophyta; Magnoliopsida; Fabales; Fabaceae
Product: F-box/kelch-repeat protein At3g06240-like
Exons: 2
Coding region: 118-990 (290 amino acids)
Source: RefSeq, a predicted model, not a curated record
AAGGCAGAGUGAGAGAGGAACAAGAAGCAUUGAUAACAAUAAUACUCUGUUUGUGCCUGAGGAAUUGUUAAUUCAAAUCCUACUGAGGUUGCCCGUUAAGUCUAUCAUACGUUUCAAAUGUGUUUGGACUUAAAUGCAUCGCUUCUCGACGAUUCUGAUUCAGUAAAGCUUAAUUUUUUGCCUAUCCAACCUCAUUGUUAUCUUCGUAUUCGAAUUAUGGGUUCCUGCAGAGGGUUUCUACUUUUGGAUUGCAAUACAUAUCUCAAUAUAUGGAACCCAUCCACCGGUGUCAAAAAACGAAUAUCUUUGCCUCCUUUAAUAUCCACUACGAAUUAUGUGUGUUCCUAUGGUUUUGGGUAUGAUCCUUCAACGGAUGACUACUUGGUGGUGGUGGUUGUUCUAGUACCUUUCGAUGUCCGAAUUAAUGUGGCAACCAGCUUGGAGCUUUUCUCAUUGAGAGCUGAUACCUGGACAAAAAUUGAGGGUACCCGUUUGCCCUAUAUGUACCCCCGUAUUGGUAGACCUGUGUAUAAAGGGUUACUCUUGAAUGGUGCUAUUCAUUGGUUGUGUGUUCAUCGUCGUACAACAAUGCUUGUUAUUUUUGCCUUUGAUUUGAUGGAAAGGAGUGUUUAUGAGAUACCUCUACCAGAUGAUUUUGUCGGCAGCUUUCUAUCUUGUGAUUUGCGGGUACUUGGAGGAUUUCUCAGUCUGUCUGUUGUUGUGAGGAAUAGUAAAGCUAAUAUAUGGGUGAUGAAAGAAUACAAAGUGAAGUCAUCUUGGACUAAGUCUAUUGAUGGCAUUCCUAAUGUAUACUUUUCUCCAAUAUGCUCUACAAAAAGUGGUGAUAUUGUUGGAAAAGAUGGUGGACGAUUAAUGAAAUAUAAUGACAAGGGACAGCUUCAAGAGCAUCGCUUGUGUUGUGUUUUUCCACGUCAGUACGAUGAGGCUAUGUAUACAGAGUCUCUGCUUUCGCUCCCCCGGAGACAAUGAGCAAGCUGGAGAAGAUGAAUGACAAUAACAAGCAAGAAGAAUUAGAUUGUGAAAUAUUAUCUGAUACCUAUGUCAUUUUAUUCAUACCCGUCUUGUAUUAUGAACUCUUCUGGUAUUAUGAUGCAUAAAGAGUAAUAGGCAGAGAGUGAUGAGACUGCUUGGAGACAGAAUAGUAGUCCGUAUGCACUUAGUUUUGGAGUUAGUACAUGAACUUUAGCAUCUUUAUCUUAUUUCAUCGUGAAUUUUAUUUUUUGUUGUUGUUUGGAGUUUGGACGAGUAUUUAAUCAUUAUGUUAUUACUGUGUUUA